UGCAGCUCAUACUGCUGUGGCGCGCGGAGCACUGUCCCACGUGUCGCCCUUGAGUGCGGCUCCGUGUUCCUCCAGUUCCUUUCGCCUCUGCGAUCCAGGGUGCCCCUUCGGCCCCCUUGGUGUCUUCCCACCCCUGGCCCACGUGAGAAGGGUCCGCACAGUUCCCCGCACUCAGUGGGCCAACUUGGAGGAGCAACUUUGUCAGUGGAGCGGCGCCGGAGGGUACUGGGCACUGCGCAUGCGGAGCUCCAAAUUCAAACAGCUGUUUCCAGAGGCUGCAGGGCCCGUGGACCGGGCGCUGCUGGGGUUAAGGGAGGUUUUCUACAGGAGGCGGCCUCUCGAGAACCAUGGUGGACCGGGGCCCUCUGCUUACCUCGGCCAUUAUCUUCUACCUGGCUAUCGGGGCGGCGAUCUUCGAGGUGCUGGAGGAGCCGCACUGGAAAGAGGCCAAGAAAAACUACUACACACAGAGACUGCAUCUGCUCAAGGAGUUCCCGUGCCUGGGCCAGGAGGGCCUAGACAAGAUCCUGCAGAUAGUAUCUGAUGCUGCAGGACAGGGCGUGGCCAUCACAGGGAACCAGACCUUCAACAACUGGAACUGGCCCAACGCCAUGAUUUUUGCAGCCACGGUCAUCACCACCAUCGGGUAUGGCAACGUGGCCCCCAAGACCCCCGCUGGGCGCCUCUUCUGUGUCUUCUAUGGGCUCUUUGGGGUGCCGCUCUGUCUGACAUGGAUCAGUGCCUUGGGCAAGUUCUUCGGGGGACGUGCCAAGCGGCUGGGCCAGUUCCUCACCAAGAGAGGCGUGAGCCUGCGCAAGGCGCAGAUCACGUGCACGGCCAUCUUCAUCUUGUGGGGCGUGCUGGUCCACCUGGUGAUCCCACCCUUCGUGUUCAUGGUGACGGAGGAGUGGAACUACAUCGAGGGCCUCUACUACUCCUUCAUCACCAUCUCCACCAUCGGCUUCGGCGACUUUGUGGCCGGUGUGAACCCCAGUGCCAACUACCACGCUCUGUACCGCUACUUCGUGGAGCUUUGGAUCUACCUGGGGCUGGCCUGGCUGUCCCUCUUCGUCAACUGGAAGGUGAGCAUGUUUGUGGAGGUGCACAAGGCCAUUAAGAAGCGGCGGCGGCGGCGGAAAGAGUCCUUCGAGAGCUCCCCACACUCCAGGAAGGCCCUGCAGGUGGCGGGGAGCGCGGGGUCCAAGGACGUCAACAUCUUCAGCUUUUUGUCCAAAAAGGAGGAGACUUACAAUGACCUCAUCAAGCAGAUCGGGAAGAAGGCGAUGAAGACCAGCGGGGGUGGGGAGCGGGUCCCGGGACCGGGGCUGGGGCCCCGGGGGGGUGGGCUGCCAGCCCUGCCCACCUCCCUGGCCCCCCUAGUGGUCUACUCCAAAAGCCGGGUGCCCAGCUUGGAAGAGGUGUCCCAGACACUGAGGAGCAAAGGCCACAUGGCGCGGCCCCCUGAUGAGGAGGUCGAGGCGGGGCCCACUGAGCAGGGCUCCCCCACCUCUGAGGUGUUCAUUAACCAGCUGGACCGCAUCAGCGAGGAGGGCGAGCUGUGGAAUGCCCAGGACUACCACCCGCUCAUCUUCCAGGACACCAACAUCACCUUUGUGAACGAGGAGGCUGGCGUCUCAGACGAGGAGACGUCCAAGUCCUCGCUUGAGGACAACCUGGCUGGGGAGGAGAGGCCCCAGGAGGGGGCCACGGCCGAGGCACCCCUGAACCUGGGCGAGUUCCCCUCGUCGGACGAGUCCACCUUCACCACCAGCACCGAGUCGGAGCUCUCCGUGCCUUAUGAACAGCUCAUGAACGAGUACAAUAAGGCAAACUGCCCCAAAGGCACAUGAGGCAGGCCCGGCUCCCCACCCCACCUUCGAUGGCUUCUGUUCUCAACCUGGGCGUCCUGCUGUGGCUGGGAUGCCUGGCCCCUGGUGGGGGGCAGCCCUGGAACUGGGAGUGGGGGGCCAGGGGCCUUCCUCACCUCCAUCCCCUGCAGCUAGACGCUACCAGUCAGACAUGGCGCGCCCAGGACAGGGCUCUGUUCUCCAGCUGUGAACGGGCAUCCUGGCAGUUGGGGGCGUCUGUCCUGAGCAUGGCUGGUGUAUCUGAUGGUUCAAAGACACACAUGGGUUGGCAGGACUGAUCCCGGGGAGGCCUGCACCUGUGCGGGUCUCCACCCUGUCAUUCGGUUAAGAAUGUCACACGGUUCUCUGAGGCUGAGGGACUUCAGUCAUUUGUGUUCACCAGUAUUAAUGCAGUCCUUCCGUGUGCCUGGCACUGAAGGCAGCAUUUUGGAGAGAAGGUGGAGGCGAUAUAAGACCCCAAGGACAGUGGUGAUGUGAGGUGCUGGGCACAUCAGUGCCUCAGCAGUUGCAGGGUCCUCCUGGGGCAUGAAUUUAACCAUCUCCCAGUCCCACCUCAUCUGCCUGUCACCCCUACUGCAAACCUCAGUAGGGAAGAGGCCAUCAAGGGGGAGGGGAGGGGAGCUGAUGGGCAGGUGCUGAAACACUCCUGAUAUGAGGGACCCCAAGCAAUUUCCAUGUGUGGUCCAGGGUCCCAGUCCUUCCUGUGGACUCACUGGGGUGGAGCCCAGCCCAGAGCCCGGUUCCCUGUCCCAGACACCUUUUGGCCAAGCAAUGGCAGGUGCCUUUCUGCCUCCCAGGAAGUGGUGGGAGAGAGGCUGGCAGGCCGGGGCCAUGGAGGCUGGGGUUCCUGGAGCUGGCAGCUGGGGGGCUGCAGGAGUGGGAUCAGCUCCAGCUCAUUCAGCCUCCCCUCCCGGCCCGCUGUCUUCUCGCUCCCUGGGCCCAGAAUAAGGACCUCACCACUCCCCAGCUCUCUCUUGGCUCACAAGCAGGGACUGGCCAAAUAUGUGAAUCAUGCUCCUCCCUCUUGUUUGCUGCUGUUCGUUUGUGUGUGUGUGUGUGUCUGUCUGUCUGUCUGUCUGUCUGUCUCUGUCUAAGAAAGGAAAGGAUUUGCCAUGGGGGGAGCAAAAGAUAAUGUGAAACUGUACACAGACCGUUUCUGGUGAGGGGCAGGCAGGGUUCUUGGGUUCUCCGUGGUGUGCAGCCCAGGGCCGGCCCACUCUGCCCUGCAUGUUUUGUCUUGUUCUUUUUCAAGUGAACUGCUGUUUUUAAUAGACCCGGCGUCUGCUGUUAGCUUCAGAGCUGCAGGGGAGGACAGGUGAAAAGAGCAGUGUCCCAAGGAUCGGGAUGUCUCGUGUCCACUCUCCUACCCGCCCCCCAGCCCAGCUGGGCCUUUCUCGGUGACCUCGGCCAAGGUCACCGUGUCAGAGAGGGGCAGGGGGCACGGAUCAGCAGGCAAGCACAGUCCAGGAGGGGCCUCCGUUGCAGGCUACUGGAUGCUGGGCAGGUGAGCGACCACCUCGACCCAAACACCUCUCUGCCUGUCAGCCCCCUCCUCAGUACUGUGGGGCCAAAGAAGGCCAGAACCCCACCCACCCCCAGCAGUGAAGAUGGUGAUGGGCGCGGGUAUCCAUACCUCUGCUCAUCCUGUGACCCAGGGGUCUGCAGGUCCGGCAGUGGGCUGGGAAGGACUGGCCUUCUGUUUUUCUGUGAAAUAUUUUAAGGAGCUCGUCUUAGUUUCCUCAUCCCACCUGGCUGGGGUGUGUCUGGCUGUCCUGGAAUCACAAACACUGUAUGUACAUACUGGCAAUGAUGCCAAAUGUAAUUUAUUUUCACAUUUUUUACAAUAAAACAUGAGAUAGACAA
Messenger RNA from Camelus dromedarius (Arabian camel), 3731 nucleotides. RefSeq names its product potassium two pore domain channel subfamily K member 5 (gene KCNK5). Gene Ontology annotation, molecular function: outward rectifier potassium channel activity; potassium ion leak channel activity. Bases 348 to 1850 code for a protein of 500 amino acids. Gene Ontology annotation, cellular component: plasma membrane. Lineage: Eukaryota; Metazoa; Chordata; Mammalia; Artiodactyla; Camelidae. The transcript is spliced from 5 exons. The record is from RefSeq and is a predicted model, not a curated record. Gene Ontology annotation, biological process: potassium ion transmembrane transport; stabilization of membrane potential.